Molecule: messenger RNA, 1538 nt
Organism: Capsicum annuum
Lineage: Eukaryota; Viridiplantae; Streptophyta; Magnoliopsida; Solanales; Solanaceae
Product: erlin-2-B
Exons: 9
Coding region: 207-1289 (360 amino acids)
Biological process (GO): SREBP signaling pathway
Cellular component (GO): endoplasmic reticulum membrane; endoplasmic reticulum
Molecular function (GO): cholesterol binding; ubiquitin protein ligase binding
Source: RefSeq, a predicted model, not a curated record
AUGUACUAUUCGUUAUUGACGAUCAAACUAGACUAAAAGUCGAAGCCCGCCCAAACCAAAGCCCGAAGCCCGAACUCUAUCAUACUAUCUCCAUUUACCAAGAAAAAAGGAUUACAUUAAUUUAUUUUCAACAAUUUAUUUAUUUAGAAUUAGACAAUAAAAUACUACAAAAUUCAACUUAGAGUGCUAAGCAAGCAAAAACCGCCAUGGAUGCACAGCAACAGCAGCGACAACAAGGUAUUCCUAACCGUCCAAGGCACGGCGGCGAUGGUGGCGGCGGAGACUUCACUCCUAUUCUCACUGUGCUGGUUGCUUUCAUCGCCAUUUUCGCAUUGGUUGUGGCUCCUUCUGUGUCGACAUUAAAUAACAGUUUAUCCAUUUUACAUCAAGUCCCCGAAGGUCAUGUUGGUGUCUAUUGGAGAGGAGGUGCCCUUUUAAGUACAAUAACUGAUCCAGGUUUUCAUUUGAAACUGCCCUUUAUAACUCAGUUUGAGCCCAUUCAAGUUACUCUUCAAACAGAUCUGGUGAGGGAUAUUCCAUGUGGAACCAAAGGAGGUGUGAUGAUCAACUUUGAGAAAAUAGAAGUUGUUAACCGUCUUCGGAAGGACCAUGUGUACGACACUCUGCUGAAUUAUGGGGUCAAUUAUGAUAACACAUGGAUAUACGACAAGAUCCACCAUGAGAUCAAUCAGUUCUGUAGUGCUCACAGCCUUCAACAAGUUUACAUUGACAUGUUCGAUCAGAUCGAUGAAAAAAUGAAAGAUGCUCUUCAGGCCGAUUGCACACGAUAUGCGCCAGGUAUUGAGAUUCUCAGUGUACGUAUUACAAAACCUAGCAUCCCAGAGAGCAUAAGACGAAAUUUUGAGAACAUGGAACAGGAGCGCACCAAGGUCUUGAUUGCAGUAGAGAGACAAAGAGUUGCUGAGAAGGAAGCAGAGACACAGAAAAAGAUAGCAAUCAGUGAAGCUGAAAGAAAUGCUCAUGUUAGUAAGAUCCAGAUGGAACAGAAGUUGAUGGAAAAAGAUAGUGCAAGGAAACAAGAGGAAAUUGCAAAUUCAAUGUACCUAGCUCGUGAAAAGAGCCUGGCAGAUGCAUCUUACUAUCGAACAAUGAAAGAAGCAGAAGCAAACAAGCUGAAGCUUACUCCAGAAUUUCUAGAACUGCGAUUCAUUGAAGCUAUAGCUAACAACUCGAAAAUUUUCUUUGGGAACAAGGUGCCCAACAUGGUUCUUGACCAAAGACUCCUUGGGAACUUUUUGCAAGACACUGCACCACGCGCCGAGUCUUAGUGGUGUACUGUUUAUGCUCGUUUGUUGAAGCUUCGAUAGUAUAGUUUUUCUGGUACAUCACAUGGAGAAUGAUGAAGUGUGUUUCAUUCUGUAGUUUAUGGCAUCAAGUUUUUGCCCUUAUUUGGACGUGGAAACUCUCCAUUCUUCAAUAUGCUAUUUUCUUGCGGCAUUCCACGGAUUGUGAAUGGACAUGGAAACUCUCCAUUCUUUAAUUGUCAGAACUCAGAUGGGCCCUAUUUUUGUGUGUCA